Molecule: messenger RNA, 2406 nt
Organism: Limulus polyphemus (Atlantic horseshoe crab)
Lineage: Eukaryota; Metazoa; Arthropoda; Merostomata; Xiphosura; Limulidae
Gene: Spt3
Product: transcription initiation protein SPT3 homolog
Exons: 12
Coding region: 16-1152 (378 amino acids)
Biological process (GO): transcription by RNA polymerase II
Molecular function (GO): protein heterodimerization activity; transcription coactivator activity
Source: RefSeq, a predicted model, not a curated record
UUGGCAUCAGAAUGGAUGCGUAAAUAUAAUGACAUGUCAACAUACAGACUGAAUUUUACAUCUAGUAAUAUUUACUUAUCUGGAGACAUGAUAUGGCAUGGAUUUGGUGACUCCAGGAAGCCACUUUUGGAAUCAGCCCAGCUUAUUGAGGAGAUUGUUCGUCAACAGCUGAAUCUUCUGCUAUUUCAGAGUGGUGAAAAUGCAUCUCUUAGAGGAGCAAGGUUUAUAGGGCUAGAAGAUGUUCUGUUUCUUUUAAGAAAAGACAAGGUGAAAUUGUCAAGAGUAAUAAAAUACCUUAACUUGAAAGAUUUGAAGCAUUCAAUUGUUAAGGGUUCUGGAAUAGAGGAAGAGGAACUGGUGGAAAGUGCAGGUGGAAAGGAAAAAGAAGAGAACAAAAUAGCAAUGGCUAAAAUGAAAAGGACAAAAUUGUGUUAUGAUUUUUUGAGUUCCAUUGAUCAAACAGGAGAAUUGUUAACUGCUUUUGAUGAAGACAUUUUUGAUGAAGUAAAACUGGACAGACAGACUAGAGCUGACAGACAAACAAGAUGUAUGAAUCAGGCUCAAUACCUAGAAUUUUGUGAAUCUCGGAGAAUGUCAUUCAGUCGAAAUUAUAGGAGUACCAAAUUUCGGGACUGGCUUCUCAAGGAUGGAGUAACUGAUAUGAAACCUAAUGCACUGGCUUUAGAAAUCUUUAACUACCUUGCCUAUGAAACUGUUGCUCAGAUUAUAGAUUUAGCUCUGCUGGUUAAAAAAGAUGCUGAAGGAGCUUCUGGAGAUCCAGUUGAUAGGUUGAUCCCACUCAAUGUGAAUAAUCCAGAAUACCCAAGUAUUCAGCUAGGAUUUCAUAAUUCGGGAAUGUCUCUUGGAACCGCUUCAGAAUCUCCAACUCAGGGUUGUUCACCAUCUCCUACAUCCCCAGCUUCAAGUAGUUAUGGUAACCAGAGUCCAGGAAGCAGUGGCUAUGGAAAACCUAAGCCAAAAAAGCAAAAGAAGGUGGAAGAAAAAACAAUAUUACACAUACCUACAUCAAAUACCAUAUUACCUGAUGACAUAAGAGAAGUUAUUCAGAGAUAUUGGAGUCCCUGUGGAUCUUUUGUACUGUUUUCUAAAAUUCACCAUCCAACUAUUGAAACAAGACUUUUGUGCUGUUGAGAGAUAGAAAAGUUGAAGUUCAUCCAACUCCAAUAAGCAUAGUCAAUUUCUUUGAAAGAAAAAUCAACAUUUUUUUUAUCUCAAUAAGUCUUGUUUGUUUUUUUUUUUACUUGAUAGGGAAAAAGUUGAAAGCUAAGGAGAAGUAUAUUUCAGAAAAUGAUUCCUUGAAAUAUCUAAUUGUCAGUAGAAAAUAUACUGGAAGAAUUAUGAGAGCUUGUUUUGUAUACAUUCAUGUUUUUAAACUGAAUAAUUUAAACAUUUUCUAAAUGUCAAGAGUAAUUGGUAUUACACAUUAUUUCUCAUUCGAAAAAUAAUUGAUAUAAACAUUUUAAUUUUUUGUUUUGUUUUAAACAACCUUUUAGCUACUAAAUCAAUCUUUAAAGAAGUUUAAGGUUCUUACAAUGUGAGAGAAAUGUUGAUUUGGAUAUCAGAUCUUUUGCAUUAAUUGUUGUGAAAACUAAUAAUGAAUCUUACUGAAAACUAUCUCCAUUUAAAUGUUUUAAAUUAAUUAUAUCAGAAUAUCAAAACCAUAUUUUUUUUAAAUAAGCUCAUAAAAUGCAAAAUUAAAAUUUUUAAUUCUUUAACUGAAUUAUAUUAGAUUAUCAAAACUACAUUUUUUUAAAGUAAGCUUAUAAAGUACAAAAGGGAAAAGUACAGUUAUUUUUUAAAGAAUUUUAACAUUUGUUUUAUUGAUAAAUAAUCAAACUUGAUUUUCCAAAAUCAAAAUUGAGUCAUUCUUUUAUAAAAUACAGUAGGUUUUUCACCAAUUCCUAAUGAGCUAAGAAUUUGUGGUCAUUUUAACUUAUUUGUUUGCUAUCUAUUAAUUGCUGUCUUCUGAGUGUCAGUUUUGCAGCAAACUGGUUCUUUUGAGAUUUAUAUGAAAUUAAUUGUUGAUACUUUUUAAUAAAUAUCCCAUGAGUUUAAUGCAGAAGUUCUAGCUUUUAAACGUAACUUUUUGUUAGAGGAUUAUAAGAUGUUUCAGUUCGAGAAUAUCUUCCGAUGGGUUAGUUUGUGGACUUCGAGUGCAAAAAUCCAAGGUUUGAUUCCACACCGUGAACAGAGUACAGAUAACCCAUUGUGAAGUCUUGCACUAAUACAAGAGCUACAAAAUGGAAGACAAAAAAUUUUAUGACCUUUGACAUGAGUAACUUCUGUAAUGUCUCCUAUACUUAACAUAAAUAAAGUUGUGUAGCAGGGUACUUGUUCAUGUCAGGUAGUUUCUGUUUAACCAAUAAAGACUAAUUUUCUCUUCUU